GCCUCCUCCCCUAUCCCCUUCGGCCCUUCCUCUCCUCUACCCUCCAGGCCACCAGAGCCUCUCCCUAGUCCCUCGCCGCCGGUGCGAGCUAUCGCCAAUUCGCCAUUGCCCAACCACACUACCACCGCGCAAUCCAAUGCAUCUCUAAACCCUAUCCCUCCUUCGAUCGAACCCGAUGCUCGCCUACCCAAGCGCGUCGAGUCCGUCGUGGCCGCAGCGCCACCCACCGUCCCCAAGCCCAGGGGGCGCCGCGUCCACCCCCGCCGCCCCGCGCCACGUGGCGCUGGCGGCUAGGAGCAAGCGGCGAGGCGCGGGAGCCGCGGCGGAGGGGGUGGACGAGGCGGCGGAGCUGGUUCGCGCGCUGCUUCGGAGGACAGGUGGCGGCAAGGAGCGGCUGGUGGCGGUGCUGGACCGGCACGUGAGGGCGGUCCGCACCGAGCACUGCUUCCUCCUCUUCGAGGAACUCGGCCGCCGUGACGCCUGGCUCCAGUGCCUUGAGGUUUUCAGAUGGAUGCAGAAACAACGGUGGUACAUAGCUGACAACGGCAUCUACUCUAAGUUAAUAUCCGUGAUGGGAAGGAAAGGCCAGAUACGGAUGGCAAUGUGGCUGUUCUCCCAGAUGCGGAACAGCGGGUGCAAACCUGACACUUCUGUGUAUAAUUCUCUUAUUGGCGCGCAUCUGCAUUCGCGAGACAAGAGUAAGGCUUUGGCAAAAGCUCUUGGCUAUUUCGAGAAGAUGAAGUGUAUAGAGAGAUGCCAACCGACGAUUGUGACAUACAACAUUCUUUUAAGAGCUUUUGCUCAGGCUGGUGACACAAAGCAGGUAGACAUCUUGUUCAAGGAUCUGGAUGAAAGUAUAGUCUCUCCUGAUAUCUAUACUUAUAAUGGAGUGAUUGACGCAUAUGGGAAGAAUGGCAUGAUCAAAGAGAUGGAAUCUGUGUUACUGCGCAUGAAUAGCAAGCAAUGCCGUCCAGAUGUGAUCACAUUCAACAUACUCAUAGAUUCAUAUGGACGAAAGCAGUUAUUUGAUAAGAUGGAGCAGGUGUUCAAGAGUCUACUGCGAUCGAAGGAGAGGCCUACCCACCCAACAUUUAAUUCCAUGAUAACUAACUACGGGAAAGCAAGACUCAGAGAGAAAGCAGAGUGUGUGCUUGAGAAGAUGGAGGAAUUGGGAUUCAAGCCGAAUUAUGUGACGCAGGAAUGCCUCAUCAUGAUGUAUGCGCAUUGCGAUUGUGUCUCAAGGGCCCAGCAGGUGUUUGAUGAGCUUGUGAGCUCACAAAAUAAUAUGCACCUGUCUUCAUUGAACGCGAUGCUCGAUGCCUACUGCAUGAACGACUUGCACAUGGAAGCAGAUCGGCUACUGGAUACUGCUAAUCAGAAAGGUGUUGUACCCAGUGGUUCCACAUACAAGUUACUUUACAAGGCCUACACCAAGGCAAACGAUAAGGAUCUUGUCCAGAAGUUGCUCAAGAGAAUGAAUACGCAGGGUAUUGUUCCAAAUAAAAAGUUCUUCCUGGAUGCUUUGGAAGCAUUUGGCACCACUGAGAUGAAACCAAGGACAUUACCAACCGCAAAAACUGCAAGCAAGCCGAGUACAGAUUCUACAGGCAAUUCAGAAACAAUUACUUCAAGCAAGCCAAAGGAUUCUCCAUCUUUUAUUACUUUCAUUACAGAGAUCAAGUCUUGAUACAUGAUGUGCGGGAAGAAGUGGAAGAGUACAGAGAUGGGGUGGUGCAAUUUAUCUGGUAUCCUUGACCUUGAGUAACCAGAUACAUGCAAGAAAGAAAUAGCGACCAGCAGAAGCUACAGAACUAGUAACGAAAAUCCAACACCAUUUGAGGGUAGCUUCAAAGGCAGCAGCAGACUGUCGUAGUUGAUCAUCCAGCCGCUUGUCGUGUUGAUCAUCAUCUUCAGCUGGUUCUCCAGCCGGUCCAGGAAGUAGAAGUUCAAUGUUAUGCACGAAUUAUCAGAAGAGAUUAAUUGGCUGAAGAGGUUCCACACAAUCUGAUCCUCCUAUACCCCGGCAAUCCACUUAAGAAUUAUGUCACUGAGAACGGGAGCAUGCACGCGCAGCAUGUAGGUUUACAGAAUGCUCAUACAGCAUAUUAUGUAGUGUAAGUGCCGACCGAUGUAAAGCAUGCCCAUAAUGUAAGAGAUGAAAAAAACACAGAGAGAGCAAUCAAAUCAAAGGGUAGGUACCAGCUUCAUUUUGCAAAGAAUAAGAUAUCAAAGUAAAUUAAGAGGUCAAAAUCAAUAAGAGCUUAAAAAUUGUACAAUCAGCCAUGCAACUUCACGAGCUCAAUGAGACCAAUACAGUGCAAAAUCUUCUGCAAAUCCAGAUACCCUUCAAAAUAUUGGGCAAUCCUGACACAAGAAAAGCCUCGAAAGGGCCAUGCAGACAACAGACACAAAUUUGGAUAUUUGACGACAACAAGCAAAGCGAACAGAAAGCGCUAUGCCGUGUUGAAUUGAAUAAACGGUAGUGGCAUCAAACUCAUAUAUUUCGAGCUCAAACUUUGAGUUCGCCUACUUUAACUGAGUCCCUGCAAUAUACCAACUUCAGAUGACUUUUACCAUCCCUCCACCUGCAGCUCAAAGCUUCUGAAGAACAA
Molecule: messenger RNA, 2612 nt
Organism: Phragmites australis (common reed)
Lineage: Eukaryota; Viridiplantae; Streptophyta; Magnoliopsida; Poales; Poaceae
Product: pentatricopeptide repeat-containing protein PPR5, chloroplastic
Exons: 3
Coding region: 176-1687 (503 amino acids)
Molecular function (GO): protein binding; mRNA binding
Source: RefSeq, a predicted model, not a curated record